GAGAGAGAGAGAGAGAGAGAGAGAGAGAGAGGAGAGUCGCGCCGAACCGGUCGACGAUUUCGACGAAGCUGACCGUGCAUCGACCGGCCGUCGACGUCGCUCGGCCAAAUGCUCCCGGAUGUGACCGUAAACAAGAUGACGCCGCUGCUGGUAGCCGUCGCCGGCCUGUCCUUGCUGAGGCUCGCGCUCGCCGACGAUUUUCUACCCCCUGGCGCCAAGUGCGGUAAUAAGCGCUGCAGCGUCUCGGAAUACUGCAGCCUUUACGACACGCACUGCAGGCCCUGCUUGGAUAUCUGCGACGCCGACCAUCGCAAUUACCUGCCGGACGAGUGCGAGAAGGACUGUCAAGUCUACCUGCACGAUCGACGCUACGUCCUACGCACGGAUGCGAAACAGUACGAUGAUCUCAGAGACGAAGUGGAAAGGCUACGGAUUAUGUUCACGGUCGCAACGACGUUGACCUGUCUGUCGUUAUGCGGGGUACUGUACCUGUUGGGAAGGACUCUAAUACGGUGGGAAAAGAUUCAAAACACCUUGCGAGCGCUAUUCAGGAAGAAUUGGGCGAAGAAGGCAGCAAAUAAAAUAAAGUGCAAGACGACGUCGAGGCUAACGCGACUAAACAGAAUGGCCUGAAGCUAAGCAUGCCGACUAUAAGCGCCACGGUGGACAUAAAUAGGAGCACCGGAAUAAUAACGAUACACCGGAGACCACGAG
Molecule: messenger RNA, 714 nt
Organism: Harpegnathos saltator (Jerdon's jumping ant)
Lineage: Eukaryota; Metazoa; Arthropoda; Insecta; Hymenoptera; Formicidae
Product: protein grindelwald
Exons: 4
Coding region: 109-633 (174 amino acids)
Source: RefSeq, a predicted model, not a curated record